Messenger RNA from Jaculus jaculus (lesser Egyptian jerboa), 1752 nucleotides. Its product is annotated as cyclic nucleotide-binding domain-containing protein 2-like. Gene Ontology annotation, molecular function: cAMP binding. The transcript has 12 exons. Gene Ontology annotation, biological process: spermatogenesis. Bases 1 to 1752 code for a protein of 583 amino acids. Lineage: Eukaryota; Metazoa; Chordata; Mammalia; Rodentia; Dipodidae. The record is from RefSeq and is a predicted model, not a curated record.
AUGAGGAGACGCAGGUUGCCUAAUUCCUGGCAGAUCCUGAGGAAGGAACUGGGGCUGUACCAGCUCGGCAUGGAUGUCAUAAUGAUGAUUCGAGUGUGUAAAAUGUUCCGCCAAGGCCUCAGAGGAUUCCGAGAAUAUCAAAUCAUUGAGCCUGCUUACAGAAGGCACCCAAUUUUCUCCUUUUGGGAUAAAAGGAAGAAUUGCCGGAUCACAUUUGACACCAUGGACUUCGUUGCUGAGGGGGGUCACUUCCCUCCGAGGGCUAUUCAGACCACGCGGAAGAAACCUUCCUGGAGGACAGAGGAGGAGAUCCAAGCGCUCUGCAACGUCCUGCAGGUUCUGGACAGCUACCGGAACUACACAGAGUCCCUGCAGCUACUCCUGGCCAAGGUUAUGCGCUUCGAACGGUUUGGUCGCAGGCGUGUGAUCGUCAAGAAAGGGCAGAGGGGCAACAGCUUCUAUUUCAUCUAUCUGGGCACAGUCGCGGUGACCGAGGAUGAUGAUGGCAGCAGCGCCUUUCUGGACCCUCACCCGACAUUGCUGCACAAGGGUGGCUGUUUUGGGGAAAUGGGUCUUCUGAACUCUGCAGUAAGGAGGGCCACCGUGGUGUGCAUGGAAGAGUCGGAGUUCCUGGUAGUUGACAGAGAGGACUUCCUUGCUAACAAGCUUGAUGAGGAAGUUCAAAAGGAAACACAGUAUCGAUAUGAAUUCUUCAGGCAACUGGAUCUGUUUCAAUCUUGGACUGAUGAGAAACUCCGGACACUGGUAAGCCUGGGAAGGAUAGAGAAGUUCUCGAGCGGACAGGUGGUGUCGAAGAACUUUAUGGAUUCAUCCUUUGUCAUAUUUAUCUGCAAGGGCAGCUGUGAAAUCCUGCGGCUGAUAGACCUUGCUAACUCCUCUUCCUAUUACAACUGGGUCUGGGAGCAUCUGGAACUGAUAGACCCAAAACCUCUGAGGGUUCAUCUCAAUGAAGUGUCUCCCAGGGAGAGAUUUAAGGAAUUCCAGAUCAAAUCAUAUCCUCUACAAGACUUUAGCUAUUUGAAACUUCUGCGUCUCCAGGAAGCCUGGGAGAAUAAGAAGAUGACCUCCAUUGGGAAGAUCAAUACUUCAGAAACUAGUCUCCCAAAGACAUUGGGCCCCAAAGUCAAAUCCAAGUAUGGUAAUCCACUCAGAUGUGCCAUGGUUGAUACCAAAUUUGGUGAGCUCCCCAAGAACGCUGUGGUGGCGGUCUACAUGAAGAUCCACACCGUGGAGAAAGGAGAUAUUGUGGGUUCUUACCAGGCCUUCCUCCCAGAGAACCAGCGUGACACGAGACCCUUCAUCCUCGUGAGCCAGGGAGCAGAGGUGAUACGGAUGAGAAAAGAAAAAUUCUAUGGUUUGAUGGAUGAAGAGACAAAAGAGAAGUUGUUACAGCUUGAGAUUGAGUACCCCAGUGAUGAAGUGCUAUGCCAGAGGUUCCUCAAGGAGAACAACUGGAAUAUCUUUCGGAAGGAUCUCAUACAGCUGCUGGUGGAGCCUCUCCGAAGGCAACCCUUUGUCCCAUUUAGGACCAAGAAGAAAGAGAUCUACAACCCCAAGUCUGUGUUUCUGGAUCUGCGUUCCAUAAACAAGAGGCGCAGAGCACGUUAUCCCAUUUUUUUAACCACCCAGAAAUACCUCCCCCCACUGAGGAUCGUUCAAGCUAUCUCAGCACCCCGGCACAAAAUCCAAGAACUCUUGCCUCAGUAUAAGAAUGCAGGGGUCCUUGUAUAG